Messenger RNA from Aspergillus nidulans FGSC A4, 1338 nucleotides. RefSeq names its product small subunit rRNA maturation protein LCP5 (gene lcp5). Gene Ontology annotation, cellular component: nucleus. Lineage: Eukaryota; Fungi; Ascomycota; Eurotiomycetes; Eurotiales; Aspergillaceae. The record is from RefSeq and is a predicted model, not a curated record. The coding region runs from base 25 to 1197 and encodes 390 amino acids. The transcript has a single exon.
AAAGUGAGGAAACCUCCAGACGAAAUGACAAACUCAGCAAUGGCGUCGGCAGUGGCGCAACAGCAACAGCCUGAGUUGCAAAACAUAUCGGAUCUACUUGAGACUCUCACCACGUCCCUUUCCACCACUGGAACGUCCCUUCCCAGCACUAAGCGCGAAUCCCCUACGGAAGUCUCUAUUUUACCGCCGCAGGAUGGCAUUUCGUUGCUCGACACCAAAUGCGAACUGCUUCUUUCGUAUCUUCAAAAUCUCGUUUUUUUGAUGAUCCUUCAACUGAGGGAGCUGCCUUCAAAUGAUGCCGCAGAUGAGAAAGGCGACGAUUCCCAGUCGAUCCGAGCGCAAGUGACGAGUAAAUUAGUCGAACUUCGCACAUACCUGGACCGUGGAGUCCGGCCUUUGGAAGGCAGACUGAAGUAUCAAGUGGACAAAGUUGUCAAGGCAGCAGAAGAAGCGGAAAGGGCUGAAAAGAGUUCUCAGGCCACCAAGCCAAGCAAGUCUGAAGGCGACGAUGAGAGCGAUAAUGAGGGAUCAGCAUCGGACAAUUCCAGCAGCGAAGAAGGUAGCGACAGCGAGGAGGACGAAGACAUUGACGAAAUGGCUUAUCGGCCUAACGUGUCCGCAUUCUCUAAGAAGAUGGUGCCAGAGGCAAAGGCGGAUAAGACUGCGCGAAAAACUUCGAGCGACGGCAUCUACCGACCACCGAAGAUCAUGCCAACAGCCAUGCCUACUACUGAGCGUAAGGAGCGCAAGGAACGACCUAUCCGCAGAUCCAAUGUUAUCGAUGAGUUUGUGAGCGCUGAAAUGUCGUCCGCGCCGAUGGCUGAGCCUAGCAUCGGUAGCACAAUCGUCUCGGGAGGCCGACACACAAAGAGCAGGAAAGAAAGAGAGCACGAAGCAGAGCGGACUCGCUACGAAGAAACCAACUUCGUCCGUUUGGCAGGUGAAAGCAAGAAGGAACGUGCGAAGAAGGCGGCGGCUCGUCGUGCUGAAGGGACAUUCGGAGGCGAGGAAUGGAAAGGCCUCACUGAGGGCGCAGAUCGCAUCACACGACUCACAAAACGGGCCAAAGGAAGCAGUAGUGCGCUGGAGAGGAGUCGGAAGCGCAAACUCACCGAAGACGGGCAGCGCGGGGAUGGUGCUGGAGUUGGUCAAAUCUUUGAGAAGCGCCGGAAGAAGAUUGAAUCCUGGAAGCGAUAGUGCCUUGCUGUCUCAAAAGUCAAUUGUCUUGAAUCGAUUUGGAGUACGUCUGCUCUAUGUGUUAUCCAUAGAUUACCCUUUUGCAUCAGCGCUGUGAUUCUGACGCCAGCCAAAUGGUGUUAGACAACCAAUUCCAUAACU